GGAAGGUUGGCAAGCUGCAGGGCUUGCUCAGAAAGCCCUUGCUGCCAUUUCCUCUCUCUGGAGCAUGGCAGCAAGCAGAAGACUUGAAUCUGACCAUUGCUUUUGUUUUUGCAUUCACAGAGACUGUGAGAGAGUGUGGAAGGAGGUUUUAGCAUUGGCCGAACCAGAAAAGUUGAUCCAUCUCAUGGCCAAGCAGAUUUACCAAAGCCCCUUGGCGGAAUCUGCCACCCAAGUGCAACAUCUCACCAGCCUGUUGCACGCCAUCCUCAGGAUGGAGGACUACAAGGCAGCUGUGCGCCAGAACUUCCCACAGCUGCUGAUCGCUCUCCUGGGGAUGGUUAUGAACUUCCACUACGACCAGGAAUUCCUCGGAGGGGCUAAGGAAGUUCUGCACCUCCUUCUUGGCACCACUGGAGAGGAAGUAGAGACGGCCAUCGUUGACCAACUUUUCUGCCGGGAGAAUUUCAGCCAGGGGUUGUCUGCCAUGGUGAGAGCUAUCGGAAAGCGACGCUGGUGGAUCCCUCCCAUGGCGGAAAAUAUCACCGCUGCUCUCAAGGACAAGGCAUUUGCUGGAAUGCCACAAGUUGCGGCAGCUAUCUACAUCGAGCUGCUCAGCUGCCAUCUGCUUCCCUGUGAGGAUACACUGGAGCAGCUCUUCAACUGGCUGGAACAUGACUACCUGCAAGUCCGGAAGCUCAGCAUCAGAGGGAUAUCCCUGCUUCUGGACUCUGACAUGGAUCCUUCGCUUCUGCGGCUCUUGCUGCUGGAUUCCCUCCUUGAUGCAAAAGCCGAUGUCCUCCCAGAGUUGAUAGAGCUGGUACACCGAGCCUACCUCUCCGGGGACCUGGGAGAGAAAGAGCUGAAGAUGCUGGCGGCAACUUACUGCGGUCUGGUUGCCCAUGAGGAAGACUCCGUCCGGGCAUCAGCCAUCCAACAUCUGGGGCUGCUUCGAGGCUGGGUGAGAGACCAAAGGCUUCCCAUAACAUCAACAGAAGAAGAAGCCAUUAAUGAACUGGUUGUCGUCCUCAUUCACCUCGAAGACGAGGAUGAGGUGGCCAAGGCCGCAAGGAGGGCUCUUUCCCAUCUAGCCCCAGAAGUCAAGUGGUGGGCUCAUCCCAACAAAUUUAGCCUCCACUUUGCUCUCCACCAGGCUGCCAAGCAUCUGAGCAAGACCUUCAGCGAGGACAUCCUUCGGAGUGUUGCCUUGUUAUGUACGAAGCUGUCUGCAAACAGGCUGCCAGCAGUCUCCAGGAUGGCAGCUCUGCUUCUGGGUCAUCUGGCUUUCCAGGAUGCCGGUUUCAUCCAUAAUCAAGACAUGGCAUCCUAUGACACAUGGCUGGAAGAGAUGCAGCAGCACGAGGAAGAAGGGCUCAGGCAGACAGGGAGGAGCUGCCUGAACAUCAUGCAGCGGGCCUAUAGACAUCGGGAGGAAGGAAGGGUCCAGCGCUGUUUGAGGAGGAUGCUCCACUGCGUUCACAGGGAACCUUACCCACAGGACUUCCUGAGCUGCAUGCCAGAACAUCCGGAGUAGCGCCAGGCCAAGGCAACGCGGACACCAGAGUUGUGCUGCAGAGAUACCAUCUUCUGCUCUCCGCAGGAUCCAGUCUGGACCAGCGCCAGGAACAUCACCGCCAUCAGGAUCGACCAAGAGGAGUGGUGCUGCCCUCACGACCCUCCGUACACAGUGGUCAAGAUGCACAUCAGGGUUAACAUCAACUUCAUCGUGAUCAAGGAACUCCAUGGGUUCAAGGAGACCAAGGAUAUCAACAACUCCUCUUUCUGUGCUGAGGUCCCUACAGGUCUGAUACUCAUCACAAGCCACUAUCAAGUCAUCAACGUACUGAAGAAGCACC
Podarcis raffonei (Aeolian wall lizard) is the source of this 1853-nucleotide messenger RNA. RefSeq lists its product as uncharacterized. Bases 65 to 1531 code for a protein of 488 amino acids. NCBI's taxonomy places the organism in Eukaryota, Metazoa, Chordata, Lepidosauria, Squamata, Lacertidae. The record is from RefSeq and is a predicted model, not a curated record. Gene Ontology annotation, cellular component: cytoplasm. The transcript is spliced from 14 exons.